UGUCACAAAACAAUGGUCUUAGUGAAGAACAGUACACAUUUUUUUCUUUCAAUUCGUUAUUUGAUUUUUUACAAUAUUAAACAUAAUUUUUGGGUUGUUAUUGGUUUUUCCAAGAUUGAUAGUGAAAUGCGACGUAACUUUGUCUUCCCAUUGGUUUUUUUAUAUCUUUCAAGAUUUGGCAUUUUGUUGACCUAAAAAAUGAUUCAGUAUCUAUCAUCAGCAACCAACCAUAAAUCCAAGAUCUAUACUCAUCUGAUCUAACACAACACCCACCUUGAACUACUGAGCUCUUAAAAGAUACCAACCCGCAAAGUUUUUUUUUUCAUCUCUUUUGUGGAUUUUAAUCACAUUUUUAGUAACCCUACAAAACGCUAUUCUCUAAUGGGUAAUUCCUUGGGUAGCAAGAAAACAGUGAAAAUCAUGAAGAUCAAUGGCGAGUGUUUCAAGCUGAAAACUCCGGUUAAAGCUGGUACGGUGGUUAAAGAUUUCCCGGGCCACGUUCUCUUGGAGUCCGAAUCCGUUAAACAUUUCGGGAUCAGAGCAAAGCCUUUAGAUCUUCACCAAAACUUGGAACCCAAAAGGCUUUAUUUCAUGGUGGAGCUUCCCAGAACAUGGAAAGAGAGAACCCCAAGAAGAGUUCGGUCGGGAAUCCAGAUGAGUGCGAAGGAGAGGUUAGAGAAUCUGAAGCUGUCUCGUAGAUCAUCGUCAGAUCUCUCGGUAAUGAAGAAGGAGGUUGACGAUGAAGAGAGAGAAGUGAUGAGUAGCGUGAAGUUGAAGAUACCAAAGUGGAAAAUCGAGAAACUGAAGAAAGAGAGUGAGAGUGGCUCUGAUUUCUCGAACAAGAUCACAGAACUUUGUCUCCUCAACAUUCCAAGUGGUUUGGUUCAUCAGAGACAACAUUUGCUUCGUAACGGAGGAAGAAGCUUUGGGAUUAGAGAAGAAGGAGGUGUCAAAUCACAUGAGGUGAUCAAUUCUUUUUAGGUUUUUUUUUUUUUUUUUGCUGAAGAACAAAGAGAAACCAAAAAAAAAACACCGAUCCGUUUCUCAAGCCACGUUUCUUACCUUUUUAAUUACGCAAUGCCACUAGGAAACGGAUGUGCUCCAACUUGUGUAACAAACUUUUUCUAGUGUCUAUAAAUAUUAUAUAUCUUUUAUUGAACGGAAAAAAACAAACAUUGACAAUAUAAAAUCGACUAACUUAAUCUUCAUGGUUUCAAUGUUUAAAGAGAACUUCCUCAAUCUUUUGGUUGCAGGAAAU
This is a messenger RNA of Thlaspi arvense, 1258 nucleotides long. The record is from the annotation of a GenBank genome assembly. Lineage: Eukaryota; Viridiplantae; Streptophyta; Magnoliopsida; Brassicales; Brassicaceae.